Tachysurus fulvidraco (yellow catfish) is the source of this 4373-nucleotide messenger RNA. It is a transcript of the gene snx11, whose product is annotated as sorting nexin 11. Gene Ontology annotation, molecular function: phosphatidylinositol binding. NCBI's taxonomy places the organism in Eukaryota, Metazoa, Chordata, Actinopteri, Siluriformes, Bagridae. The record is from RefSeq and is a predicted model, not a curated record. The transcript has 7 exons. The coding region runs from base 189 to 1130 and encodes 313 amino acids. Gene Ontology annotation, biological process: intracellular protein transport.
CGAUUGUUUCCUGAAGUCUCGACAACAAUUUGUGUUGCGUGUGACUGCACAGAUUAGCUUCUUAUCCGUUUCGUACACGUUUAUUAUAUAUAAAUAUAAAAACAACAACAACCAGGAGCAGCGUAAUCCACGGAGGUGUGAUGUUUAGGAUAUUUGGUUGUCAGCAAUAUUUCUGUUAAAGAUGUCCUAUGUGCUCAAAUACACUUGGCAGGAUGAUCAAAAGUCAAGUGGAUGAAGUCAUUACUGUGAGAGUUCAGGAUCCCCGCGUGAUGAAUGAGGGAUCCUGGAACUCGUAUGUGGACUUCAAGAUUUUUCUUCAUACCAACAGCAAGGCUUUCACAGCUAAAACCUCCUGUGUGCGUCGGCGAUACAGUGAGUUUGUGUGGCUGAAGAGGAAACUACAGAAGAAUGCUGGUCUGGUACCAGUUCCUGACCUACCUGGAAAGUCUUUUAUCCACUUUAACAACACAGACUUCAUUGAAAAAAGGAGAAAGGGUUUACAGACCUUCCUAGAUAAGGUAGUGCACAUGACAGUGUGUUUGUCAGACAGCCAGCUCCAUCUGUUUCUACAGACUCAGCUUCCUGUUGGUCACAUUCAAGAUUGCGUAAACGGUCACACUCCUUUUAGUGUGACUGAAGCCAUUCUAACUUACGCCUCAUCCAAUCGUGGCUGGGCUCAGGAGGAAGAGGGCGGGCCCCUGGAGAUCUGCCCAACACCAAUUUCUUAUGAAUCAAUUGAGAGCCCAGCUCUAAAUGUUCACGCUUUACAAGAUCAAGAAGGAGCUGUAGAUGAACCUGAUCUGGACUCUGUUGACUUAAGCUUGAUGAAAGAUGACACAACUGUACAUAAUGCAGCUCAUAGAGACGGCCAAGCAGGAAGAGUACAGGACACGGAGAGUUGUGGGCACCUGGAGGUAGAGGUCCAUCAGUAUACUCCUGUGUUAGACACUCAAAAUACUAAAGAAAAUGAUCUCGGUAUACUAGAUGAGCAAACACAAAUACAUGUAAACACCAAGGACACCAAUGCUAAUGGAGUUGGAUAUGUGCUCUCUCAGGCCCCCAGUGUAGCAGAUAAGUCUCAGCCAAACCAUUUAGUUAAUCAUAAAAAAUUGGCCAACUUCUUUUUCUAACCAUAUUUGCACUUUUGAGAAGCAUGUUUAUAGUUUAUACUGUAUAAUAUUUGAACCCGAACCUAAUACUGCGUUUCUGUGAAUACACUACAUUACAAAUCUUGGUCUAUUUGGGACCUAAUUAACGUGCAGACCUAAGCUUUUUCUCAGCUAACUGCCUAUAUGUGGGUCAAGCAAGAUCAAAGAACAAAUUACGUGACCACUGGAAGUCACUGAGACAGCACUGGUGAACAAAGUAAGUUGUCUGUUAUCAUAAGGAUUCUGCUUAGCUGAAUAGAACGUGUGUGGAUUUUUUGUGCACAUUUUACAAACGAGGUGGAAGUCCUGAUUGUGGGAAUAGAGCUGAUGAACUCAAAUAUACAAUAAUGGAAGAAAUAAUUAAUGUUGUCAGCAAAUCAGAAAAAUAAAAGAAUAAUAAUAAGAAGUUCAGAAGUCAUGCGCCCCAGGGACAAAACAAAUAAAAUAUUGGAUACCAAUGAAACGAAUAGGAUUGUUUUUCAGACUGCUGAGAAAGAUAACCAGGUGGUUAGGCUGCCUGGGAAGCAUGACACAGAGUAAACAAAUAUCAAGAGGCAAAGUUAAAACCUAGUUCAUAGUGUCCAGGCUUUUAGAGACUCCAAUAAUGUUUCUUUUUUUUCUUUCUCUUUUUCAUUUUUGUCCUUCUCAGCAGUAAACUCCUGUAGGUUGAUAUCUUGAAGAUGUUUCACUUUCUCAAUGAGUGUACAAAACGGGGUGGGUGACCAUCCUCUCAUUGAAACAAACUUGAACUGCAUUGAUUUGAUUUGAUAAUUGUGAGUUAGUGUAGAUGAAUGGGAGAGAGGAUUUUUAGGAAAUGGGACACGUGCAAUCUUUGGAAACGCGUUCUCCUCAGAAUACAGGAGCUCCGGUGGAGUGCAGUCAACACAGUAAUUAUUGGCACCUAUUGGAAAAGUUUUACAUUUUAAAGUUGUUCGCAUCCUUACAGUUUACAAGUGUUUACUCCCAAGUCUCACAAACAUGUGAAUUGGUAAGACGAAAGUAUCCCAGAUAUGUGUAUAUAUAGGUAUUCAGAUGUGGUGAAAAUUACUCAGUUUCCUGAGAUCCACCAACACCCUGAUUCAGCCUAGAUUCAGCGUGGAAGAGGCAAUCAAUUUUUGGGCUAAAACUGCAAUUAAUCACUGGUUCAUCAUCGUAUUUUAUAGUAUUUAACUUUCUUUUGUCACAUACUACACCAGUAAUGGUUUUGAUUUUAGAUUCCUGUGAAAAUAACCAUACAGUUCAGUUGUUCCAUUGAGCUUAGACACUACUUUUGUGGGUUGUGCUCUAUUUUGCUGCCUUUAAAAAUAUAAUUGUGUCAGAUUACCCGAAACUCGAUAGCUUGAUAACUUUGUGGACCUCACCGUCUUCUCACCAUCUUCUUUACCAUGCAUGGGGGAAACGAGCACAUGUUUUCACUUUAUGCCAUUGUUACAUUCUUUUGUCUGAUUAACUGAUAUUUCAUUAUGUUUAUGUAUGGUUUAUACUUGUAUCUUAGUUGGUGUAGGUCAGUGUCUAAUUCCAGCUGAAAGAUGUUGGUUUUUCAGGCAGACGAUAAAGUAAAGUACCAAACAAUUCAACUGUUCAGCUGAAGAAAUACAGAAUCUAGAUGAUGAGAUGAAUUUAUUUUUUUUUACUAUUAUGAAAGUCAUUAUGUCCCAAAAAAAAAAAAGAUGUAAGAGUUUCUAAUGAAGGGUGCCAGUAAUUCUUGGGUUGACUGUAUGGUGCUGAUUAUUACAGGGGAUUAAAUAUUUUGUAUACUGCAUGCUUGUUUUUUCUUCUACCGUGAUGCUAGUUACAUGAAUACAUUAGUGACGACAUUACACUAAUGUCAUUCAGGUCACAGUGCAUUAUGGGUAGUUUUUGGGUAGAUGGGUAGAUUUCUGGGCUGCACUGAAUAUUUCUUAAUAAUGUUUUCAGACAUGGCUAUAACAGUGGAAAACCUGUAAAAAAAAAAAAAAAAGUAUAAUAUAUUGUUAAUAAGGUGCAACCCAAAAUAUAAUUUCGGUGCCUAUAAAACCAGUGCUUCAAAUGAAGCAGUGCAAAGCAGUGUGUGAACAGUCUAAUAAACCUCAAUCCAACAGAAUGUCCAAUCAUUGAUGGAAGGGGAAACAACUUGCAAAGAUGAGCACACUCCACACUCUGUUAGUUGUCUGGCUAAUAUAAAAUUAUUAAUUAACCAUAAGAGUAUGUACAUGUAUAGCAGAGUACAAUCUUCCAGAGCUCGACAACCUUCCGCAAAAUACAAGACACAGCAGAUGCUCUAGGAUGUAUAUGUUAGAAAUUGUUACAGAAUGGAGUACAGAAAGAAUAUUGUCUGCUGUGAUGAGUCUCAGUUGCUUCCGUUGGGAUUACAAGGUCAUAGAGUAAAGCAAGGCUUCAUGUGUCCUUCAUACUGCAUAAAGGGCAUGUGGAAUUAAUAAUAAAUACAGAUUAAUUAAGGCUGCAUUGUGGAUGGAAUAUGAUAGUAUUGUGCCCCUAAUGUUUUGUACCCUCAAUCCUGUUUGAGGAUAUAAUAACUUUCCUCUCUAUUGUAGUGCUACACUGCUUAUUUUACUGAUGAUUGUUAUAUAAUAUUGAGGCCACAGGAACAAUCUAGUCCAAUAGAUCGGUUGUUCUGGCUGAUUGGAAUGUUGCACAAAGCAGAAGCAUAUCAAUAUGUCUGGGGGAUAUAAGAGAACACAUGAACACAAUAUGCACAUAUUUAAUGAUGCUGUAUGCCCAGACUAAAAAAUACAAAAACAAUGUGAUUUGAAAUUUCAUGCUUAUUUUGAUUUUUUUUUUCUCCAUAUUGUUGCACUAAAAGUUGUUGUCUUUUGUUUGUUUCAUUCCACUGAUUUACAAAUGGCUGCUUAUACUGUUCUUCCAGGGAAAGGGAAAGCACUAACAGAAUAAUAGCAAAUGGUACUGUUUUCUUUGGACUACUAUUUCAGAGCAUAACUAUGACUACUGCUCUGUUAUUUUGAAAUUUUUUACUGCACAAUGUUUCUCUGGUUUAUCUGUAUGGACUACAAAGUACUACUGUGCUUUAAAGCAAAUGAAAUUGUGCUAUUCAGAACAUUUCAUUUCACCAAUUUCUUUGGCUUUUUUUAACCUAGAGUCUUCAUGUUGUGAUUUUUAAAAAUCUGUUUAAAAAAGGAAUUAAAAAAAAGAGAGAGAAACUGAACUGGCCUUCAAGGUUCUGAUAUAGGUUCUAUGUUCUAAAGAGAAAUAAAGAUAAGAAAAUAA